This is a messenger RNA of Ixodes scapularis (black-legged tick), 999 nucleotides long. RefSeq names its product collagen alpha-1(I) chain-like. The record is from RefSeq and is a predicted model, not a curated record. NCBI's taxonomy places the organism in Eukaryota, Metazoa, Arthropoda, Arachnida, Ixodida, Ixodidae.
UCGGGUCCGUCGGGUCCGUCGGGUCCGUCGGGUCCGUCGGGUCCGUCGGGUCCGUCGGGUCCGUCGGGUCCGUCGGGUCCGUCGGGUCCGUCGGGUCCGUCGGGUCCGUCGGGUCCGUCGGGUCCGUCGGGUCCGUCGGGUCCGUCGGGUCCGUCGGGUCCGUCGGGUCCGUCGGGUCCGUCGGGUCCGUCGGGUCCGUCGGGUCCGUCGGGUCCGUCGGGUCCGUCGGGUCCGUCGGGUCCGUCGGGUCCGUCGGGUCCGUCGGGUCCGUCGGGUCCGUCGGGUCCGUCGGGUCCGUCGGGUCCGUCGGGUCCGUCGGGUCCGUCGGGUCCGUCGGGUCCGUCGGGUCCGUCGGGUCCGUCGGGUCCGUCGGGUCCGUCGGGUCCGUCGGGUCCGUCGGGUCCGUCGGGUCCGUCGGGUCCGUCGGGUCCGUCGGGUCCGUCGGGUCCGUCGGGUCCGUCGGGUCCGUCGGGUCCGUCGGGUCCGUCGGGUCCGUCGGGUCCGUCGGGUCCGUCGGGUCCGUCGGGUCCGUCGGGUCCGUGUCCGUCGGGUCCGUCGGGUCCGUCGGGUCCGUCGGGUCCGUCGGGUCCGUCGGGUCCGUCGGGUCCGUCGGGUCCGUCGGGUCCGUCGGGUCCGUCGGGUCCGUCGGGUCCGUCGGGUCCGUCGGGUCCGUCGGGUCCGUCGGGUCCGUCGGGUCCGUCGGGUCCGUCGGGUCCGUCGGGUCCGUCGGGUCCGUCGGGUCCGUCGGGUCCGUCGGGUCCGUCGGGUCCGUCGGGUCCGUCGGGUCCGUCGGGUCCGUCGGGUCCGUCGGGUCCGUCGGGUCCGUCGGGUCCGUCGGGUCCGUCGGGUCCGUCGGGUCCGUCGGGUCCGUCGGGUCCGUCGGGUCCGUCGGGUCCGUCGGGUCCGUCGGGUCCGUCGGGUCCGUCGGGUCCGUCGGGUCCGUCGGGUCCGUCGGGUCCGUCGGGUCCGUCGGGUCCGUCGGGUCCGUCGGGUCCGUCG